Molecule: messenger RNA, 1442 nt
Organism: Lycium ferocissimum
Lineage: Eukaryota; Viridiplantae; Streptophyta; Magnoliopsida; Solanales; Solanaceae
Product: probable mitochondrial import inner membrane translocase subunit TIM21
Exons: 8
Coding region: 192-1127 (311 amino acids)
Biological process (GO): protein import into mitochondrial matrix
Cellular component (GO): TIM23 mitochondrial import inner membrane translocase complex
Source: RefSeq, a predicted model, not a curated record
AACCCAAACCCAACAGACCAAAACCCCAGUUCGGAUUUUCUUAUGGGGUUUUAGGGUCACUACUAAUGUCCAUACUGGAAUUCUUUUGCUUCAACCUUCGUUGCCUUCAAAUUUUCCCUGCAUUUUCAUCCACCUUUUAUCCUAUAUGUGCGUUUAGUACCUCAAUCUAGUGGUAAAAUCCAAUUUCCAAGAUGCAGCAUGUAAGGAGAAGUGGGUUUUCAUUGAAGACUAGGUUGUUGUCCAAUGUUGUAAAAUCAUCAUGCAACAAGUUUGAUUCUUUCUUGGAAUAUAUGCCUUCAAGAACCAUAUCUGAUGUGGGUAUUAGUCGUUUCUCGUCUAUGGCUGCUGAAACUGCUGCUUUCAACCUUUCUGCCAAAAGGGAACUGGUAACAUCAGGUUGUGCAAGGAGAUCGGUAGCUGCUACUUAUCCAGCCACGAACGUUAUCGAUGAAGCUGCUGGAAUUCCUGUUCUCUACAGAAAUCGAAGGAGUACGCAAUGCUUAAUGACCUUUAGAUCACCGUUUCAGCUUGUCAACACCGUAGGCAUAAAUCCUCAAUCAUCUUGCUUUGCUAGAUCAUUUGCGUCAAAGGCUUCUGGGUCGACACAAAAACAAUCACAGGCUCGAAAGGAUGUAUCUACUGUUGAGGAUCCUUUUGAUGCUCCUACCUACAAUAUCCCAGAGAAGCCUGUGACGUUUACUGAGGGAGCUUCCUAUAGUCUUAUCAUUCUUGCAGGACUUGCAGUUGCUGGUGCUGCUGCAUAUGGAGUUUUUAAGGAACUAAUUUUUCAGCCAAAAGAGUACAAAAUAUUCAACAAAGGCCUCGAGAGGGUUCAAAAUGAUGGUCAAGUUAAGGCAAGAAUUGGAUCCCCUAUAACAGGCUAUGGAUCAGAAAGUAGAAAUCGUGCUGCACGCCAACGCGUCCCCAAUAGGAUAUGGACUGACGAAGACGGAGUUGAGCAUGUUGAGGUCAAUUUUUAUAUUCGCGGUCCACAUGGAGCUGGCAAGGUUUAUACAGAAAUGUUCCACGACAAGGUGGAUAAGCAGUGGAAGUUCACAUAUUUGAUCGUUGAGAUCAAAUCACCUUCCCCAACUCAACUGAUGCUCGAGUCAUAUGUACCUGCCUGAAUAUCCACAUAAAUAAAUUAUCUGUUCUGUUUUGCCAUAAUCGCAUAGAUGCAGUCAAUUGCUCAAAAAAGUUUCAAUUCGCGUGAGAGCUCUCAAGAUGACAGUUCUGACUCAAGUUCUUUGGGUUCAGCCAUGGAAUCUGAUAACAGUUAGAAAGUUCACUUUUUUUGUGUCAUAAAAAAGUUGCAAGAAAAGCUGUUACAUUCUUUCACAUGGAAGACUUUCUUGCAGUUCAAAUUCGUAGAAGUUUUGGAUUGAAGUGAUUCUUUUUGUCAUAUUUACGUCUCCCUUUUAAUAGUCAACUGGAAGUUUCUA